AUGGGGCUCUUAGGUAUGAUGGGUGACUCGUUUGGUUGCUCAGCGAUUGGGGAGCGACUUGUCUGUCUCCGCUUUUUGCAAGAGAUGGAGACAUCCAGGAGGCUAGAGCUCUCUUGGAACUCAAUCCCCGCCUUGCACGGUACUCGACUUUCGGGAUCCGGAACUCGCCUCUCCAUUACUCGGCAGCAAAGGGCCACCAUGAGAUUGUCUCCCCUCCUAAUCGAAUCCGGCGUUAAUAUUAACCUUAGAAAUUGCAGAGGACAGACUGCUCUGAUGCAAGCUUGUCUAUAUGGUCACUGGAAAGUUGUACAGAUUCUAGUUCUUUUUAAAGCUAAUAUUCACAGGAGAGACUGUUUUAGUGGCGCGACCGCUAUUCAUUUUGCCGCCCUAAAAGGUCAUACUCGGUGCAUUCGGCUUCUUAUGGCUGAUUACGUGCCUAGCUUGUCAGAGUUUUGGACCAUUAUGCAUGGAAAGUCCACAGAUGAAAUGAAAAAGGAUGCCUUUGAUGCCGUGGCUCUCCAGAGACUAGUUAAUGGAAAGUCGGAUGGUGGCGUCACCCCGCUUCACUUGGCAGCCCUUCAUGGGCAUGCUGAGAGUGUGCAGUUGCUAUUAGACCUUGGAGCCUCUGUCUCUGAGGUGACUGUCAAUGAUGGUUCAACUAUUGACCUCAUUGGUUCAGGAGCACACCCUCCAUUACGCCGGCAUGUGGUGGAAGUGCUGUUUGCUGCCAAGUUGACUCCUUUAUUGGUGGCUCGUUCGUGGCACAAAACUAGUAUUGAAGGUAUUCUAAGCAAGCAACCAGAAAAUCGAAUGCGUAUUCUUCCUUCACCAUACCUUUGUCUACCACUGAUGAGCAUUGUCAAAAUUGCCCGGGAAUGUGGAUGGAGGAAAACUUCUGCCUCAUCCACUUGUCAGGAUCCAUGUGUCAUAUGUUUGGAGGUGGAAUGCACUGUAGCUGCAGAAGGUUGUGGCCAUGAGUUUUGCACCAAAUGUGCCCUCUACUUGUGCUCCACCACAAGCAGCUCAACAUCUAUCCGUGGAGUUCCUGGCUCCAUAUCCUGCCCUUUGUGUCGGCAUGCCAUUGUCUCCUUCAUGAGGCCCACCAGCACUACCCCAAUAAAGGCGCUUCCAUGGACAAGUGCAUCGCUAGCUCUAUGUGCAGCAGGCGCAAGCACUGGUCCUGAUCAUGGCAGGUCCUUGCAUCGACGGCCUGACAUGCGUCGAUUGCGCUCCUCCUCAGUUCAGCUGGGAUGCUCUUCUUUUAGAUCCAUUGGCUCUGGGAAGCUGUCAUCCAUAAAGCUGAACUGCACAGGAGCUGAAGAGGCAGUGCCUUGCCUCGUCAGCUGCCUCAGGCCCGAUGUGCAGCGUUCAUCGUCAUACAGGGAAAGAAUUAGGAGAUAUUCAGAGUUUUGA
Miscanthus lutarioriparius is the source of this 1413-nucleotide messenger RNA. The record is from the annotation of a GenBank genome assembly. Lineage: Eukaryota; Viridiplantae; Streptophyta; Magnoliopsida; Poales; Poaceae.